CAACUGAAAGCCUACCACUUUCUUCCUUUUGUCUUUCUCAAAAGGAAAAGAAAAAAAUCUAACAUCAUCAGUAAUCAGAUAAGGCAACAACAUGCUCUCUGUAACCGUAAACCCCCUGAAACCCCCAUUCUCCUCCGCCUUCCUCAACCCUCUCAACAACCACUCCCUCCACUCUCCUCUCCCUAAAACCUCCCUUAAACCCAUCUCAGCCGUUUUCUCCCCAUCUGGCCAAUCCCAACAACAACCCCAAUACCAAAACCAAAACCAACAACAACAACAACAACUCUAUCGACCCUUCAGGCCACCCCCCUCUACCCCCCUCACCUCCCAAUUCCACUCCCUCGACACCGCCAACCGCCUCGAAAUCCUCGCCAACCGCCUCGGCCUAUGGUUCGAGUACGCCCCACUAAUCCCCGCCCUCACCCGGGAAGGCUUCACCCCUUCUUCCCUCGAAGAAGCCACCGGCAUUUCCGGCGUCGAACAGAACAGGUUAGUGGUCGCUGCUCAGGUUCGAGACUCUCUCGUGCAGUCCACUUCCAACGACCCUGAAUUGCUCGCUUCGUUCGACCUCGGCGGUGCCGAAUUGCUGUACGAAAUUCGCCUCCUUAGUGCCCAGCAGCGUGCGGCCGCGGCGCGUUACAUCGUUGAUAAUAAGCUUGAUGCUAAGGGUGCUCAAGACCUCGCUCGAGCGAUGAAGGACUUCCCUCGCAGACGGGGCGAUAAAGGGUGGGACAGUUUUGAUUACGGUAUUGCAGGUGACUGUCUUUCGUUUAUGUAUUAUAGACAGAGUAGGGAACAUACGAACCCGUCUGAGGAGAGAACUUCUGCUUUAGAAUUGGCAUUGGAAGUUGCUAAGAGUGAGAAAGCUAAGAACAGGGUGUUGGAAGAGUUGAAAGGGGCGAAUGAAGGGAAAGGAGGGGAAGAGGGUAUCGAGAGUGGGGUUCGGGUUCCGGUUGUCAGGUUGAAGAUUGGUGAAGUGGCGGAGGCGAGUAGGGUGGUGGUGUUGCCGGUUUGUAGAGAUGAGGAGAGGGAAAUUGGGGUUUUGGAUGCACCGAGGGAGUGUAGGAGUGAAGGGGAGUUUGGUGUGGUGGCGGCGGAAAAAGGGUGGAAGAGGUGGGUGGUUUUGCCGGCGUGGGAGCCCGUGGCCGGGUUAGGAAAUGGGGGAGUUGUUGUGUCGUUUGUGGAUGCGAGGGUAUUGCCUUGGAAGGCGAAUAGGUGGUAUAAUGAGGAGGCUAUAUUGGUGGUGGCUGAUAGGAGUAGGAAGGAGGUGGCUGCAGAUGAUGGGUUUUAUUUGGUGGCAAUUGAUAGUAAUGGUGAGGGCUUGAAGGUUGAAAGAGGGUCGGCAUUGAAGGAAAAGGGUGUGACGGAGAGUUUAGGGACUGUGGUGUUGGUGGUUAGGCCACCAAGAGAAGAGACUGAUGAUCAAUUGGCUGAUGAAGAUUGGGAGUGAGGUAGAGUAAUACUAUGUUAGUAUCAGUAUUACUAGUGGAGAUUGAAGCAAGUCUUGUAGAAUUUUAGCAAUGGUGGAAGCUUGAAGUUCAGUCAGAUGGACUCUAGAAGGGGUUUUUUGUUUUCUUUAUCCAUUGUUGCCAAAGAUGGCUCUUGUUUAACUUAAAAUCUUGUUGUAAUCUUCUAUUUUAUUUUUUAAUAGUGAAUUUUGCCGUUUGUAUUCUUGCUUCUAUUUGUAUUCAUAAAAUACAAUAUGAUAUAUAUUCACUACAUUUUUCUUUUCC
Molecule: messenger RNA, 1733 nt
Organism: Quercus robur (English oak)
Lineage: Eukaryota; Viridiplantae; Streptophyta; Magnoliopsida; Fagales; Fagaceae
Product: rubisco accumulation factor 1.1, chloroplastic
Exons: 1
Coding region: 92-1450 (452 amino acids)
Cellular component (GO): chloroplast
Source: RefSeq, a predicted model, not a curated record